Molecule: messenger RNA, 2940 nt
Organism: Galleria mellonella (greater wax moth)
Lineage: Eukaryota; Metazoa; Arthropoda; Insecta; Lepidoptera; Pyralidae
Product: LIM domain only protein 3-like
Exons: 8
Coding region: 548-1264 (238 amino acids)
Biological process (GO): positive regulation of transcription by RNA polymerase II
Cellular component (GO): nucleus
Molecular function (GO): DNA-binding transcription factor binding; transcription coactivator activity
Source: RefSeq, a predicted model, not a curated record
GGCGAGCGCUUGCACUCACUACUCGGCCCGCUCGUAACUCGGCUCACUCCGUCGCGGUAUCUCCUCGCGAGUAUACGUACCGGUUUUGUCUCUUUGAGCCUCAAACUUUACUCGAAGUGCGAUACGCCGUUCGUAGGUAUCUUAUUUCGGCGUUUAAAUAAAAGCACACGAUAUAUCAACUCGAUUAAUCGUCGCAAAACUAAUGGGACAUUGCGGUGAUCGCUUGAGGACAUUAUCUUUUAGUUAACAUCACUUUGCAGUUUUUUACCUACCGGAAACGAAUUUACAAUAUUGCUAUAAGUGACAAUUGCAGUGGACGAAUUCUACUGUAGUGCUUCCUCUAUUGCACCGUGACUGUGGAUUUGUUUAUUGUGAGAAUACCAGACUACUAUUUUGGAAAUACUCAUUUGUUUCGUUUGUUUAGUGGGUUUUCUUUUUAUAAGGAAAUAUCGUCAACAGAUAAAUUGAUAUACCUAAUAGCAGUAUCGUCUUCGCAAUAUAAUAUAAGAUUAGUGUUGUGAUGCGCGAGUGACGAGUCCUCGCCACUAUGAUUCGAGACCCCCCGGCCAUGCAUAAACCCGACAACACAAAUAGUCAACAAGAAGAAACUAAAUAUGGGCUCAAUAGCAGUGUCGCGGGUAACACGGGGGGCGCGAGGCUCUGCGCGCAGUGUGGGAAAGUAAUCACCGAAAGGUUUCUCCUGAAGGCAAUGGAGAGGUUUUGGCACGAAGACUGUCUCAAAUGUGGUUGUUGCGACUGCCGCCUCGGUGAAGUCGGCUCCAAACUAUAUUACAAAGCUGACCUUAUGCUCUGUAAGAGGGACUAUCUUAGGUUAUUUGGUGCCACAGGCAAUUGUGUGGCGUGCAACAAAGUCAUUCCCGCCUUCGAAAUGGUUAUGCGAGCUAAGAGUUUCGUUUACCACUUAGAAUGUUUCGCCUGUCAACAAUGCAAUCAUAGGUUCUGCGUAGGUGACAGAUUCUACUUGUGUGACAACAAGAUACUUUGCGAGUACGACUACGAGGAAAGGCUAGUAUUUGCAAGUAUGGCAGCGAACCCCAGUGGCCUAGCUCAUAUUCGAAGACAAGUCAGUGGUUUACAGUCACCUAGCGGUGGGUACGUUGCUGGUGUCGGAGGCUGCGGGGCUGGAGCGCCGGCGGGUGUUGCACUAGUGGACAAGGACGGUGGCGGCUGUGCGGCAGCUGAUGACGCAUCCAGUGGCUACGGAAGCCCGCCCGAUCCCGAUGUGUGCGAUGCCGCACGAUGACCGACAAUGCCCCGCCGACUUCUCGCCUCGGUGAAACCCCACUGAGUGUUGGCGAGAUGCAGCCGCGCGCAGACAGUUCCGAAGCGGGGCACAUCUCUGGCAAACGGCGAACGUCUCUCCACACGCGAACAGUAGAAUGGCGUUCCAUACCCGCAUCAUAACAAUUUAGCCAUCACUAAAUGAUUGUCUUUAGAAAUAGCUACAUUGAUUUAUUUUCGUAUUAUUUCUAGUUCACUGACUCGUCUUUUUGAAUAUUAUUUUAAAGAAUCUCCGAUGUAAUUAAUCCAUUAAAAUUUCUAUCUGAAUUGUUACUGUACGUAGUGCAAAACAGGCUAAGUGCAGAAUUUGUUUCGUGGCGUCGUUUCAGCAAGCGCGUAUUUUUCAAGCGACGUACGAGAGUACAUUAGGCUUAAAGGCGGGCCAUGGAUAUGUGGCCACUUUACAAAGUGUCCGGGAUGAGUCGCGAUAACGUUGUCAGAACACGAUAUUUCCAUUAUGUAUACGAUUUGAGCACUUGUUUACAUGUUUAAGAUAGAGGCGUCGCGUGGGUAGGACGCGCGCUCUCGCUUUUACUAUAUGGUAUCGACCAUGUCUUGCGCUUAGCCAAUUUAGCCAACCUCCUUAUUCCUCAAUGGUAGAAAUAUUGGAGAUACCAACAUGCAUGUUAUUUGGCACAUACGUUAUUCCAAUUUAAUAUGCAUAAAGGGUACAAGCAGAAAAGUUGUUGAUAAGAGGACAUUUCCCGUAAAAUUGGCGGCCUUUCAGUAUUUACUACUUACAUUACAUUAGAUAUCAUCAAGCAAUAGGUACAAAACAUCAAUUCAUUUAAAGUAUGACAGAUAUUUAGAUGUUGGCAGCUUUACAGGUUGCGCCCUCUUAAUGAAUUAUGUGGAAUCAAUUGUAAACAAAUCAAUAUUUUGCAAGUUUUUUAUAUGAAAACAGUUUUUGUAACUGCUUGUACCAAUUUCAUCAUACAACGAUUCAGGUCCAGACUCUAAAAUGUAAUUAAUGAAAUCGAUCUCAUUGUUAUGGAAUUGUGUGUACAUUUAGAAACAUAAACAUUGUUAUCAUACAAGGUAUGAAGUUUAUUGAACAUGAUUUCUUAAUUUUUAUUUUUUGAUCGGUUAUGUAUAAUAAUGUUAUUUUUUACCAAAGAUAAGUUUCCGUUAAAAGAAUUUUAAUUAUAGACUAAACGAGUGAGCUCCGAUUAUAGAUUAAUAGUGAUAUAUCUGGUACUCAGAAGCGGUGCAACGGUUAGUUAAGUACCUCUGUAUAAAGGUUAAACUGUUUAAGAUAUUUUGUAAUUUUGUGUUACAAUUUUUGCCACAGCUUCAGUGAAUGUUGUUCGCGCCUGUACAUGUAAAGUUAUCUGUUAAAAAUUUGCUAAACACUAUGUUGAUUGAAAAAAAGAAACAGUGUAGGUAAAUAAAUGCUAAAGUUUUCUAAGAUAUAAAUAAAUAUGUAAAUUAAAGAUUUUUACGAUAAAAAGAUGUAUUUAUGUAAAAAAUUUGAACUGUCGUUAAUUAGAAUAUUGGUUAGAAUAAAAUAUCAACGUCUAAUACCUACAAUUAAUAAGAGAACAGAAUAAAAUGUUUCGGACUUUCAUAAACAUCGACAGAUUAUUUCAUUUUGCCGUUACUAUGUAAAUAAAUAUAUUUAUUUAAUGAUUACACAAA